CGAUAGACUAGAUCUACUUUGACAACUCGUCAGGAACGACUCUCGCUCGUCACAUUUCUCACAAUCGGCCAUGGCUUCUGCUGUAGCCUCCUCCUCCUCUAUAGCUUCCUCCGCCUCCGCGGCUGCUGGCAGGAAGCUGCUACCAGCGGCGGUGGCGGCUUUGCGAGCAUCUCCUUCGAUCUCUGCAGGCGGUACAGCAGCAGCAGCAGCAGCAGCAGCAGUUGGGAGCACGGACAGAGUCUCCAUCAGAGCCAGGAACUUUCGAACGCAGUCUCAAGUCGCCCCGCGACAAAGACGAUGCCAAGAAAGCAGUCUACUCGAGUCACAUGGCGCUUCUGCUCUUGCUGGUAGGGCACAUGUACCAGCGAGGCACCCUCGCCUCGCAUUGCAAAGCCUCUCCUCGCUUUCAAGACACCUCACUUUCUCAACUUCUGCCUCAUCUUCAUCUGCUACGCCUAUGAGCAGCCGGCGGAGCCUCCUAUCCCUCAGUGGACGUGACACUUACAAACUGUUGCAGGGUCUGAUGACAAAUGACGUGCGGCACCUCGAGGAGCAGGCCGGCCUUCUCACCUCGCGGAGUCAAGGUCAGAACAGCGAGGAUGCCACGCCGCAGAAAGCCUUCUACUGUGCCUUUCUCAACCCGCAGGGUCGCUUGAUCUCUACGGCUUUUCUCUACCCACACCCUUCCACCACGUCCGAUGUGCCGCAUGUAAUCGUGGACUGCCAUGAGGGGAACAAAGAGGCGUUACUUGGGUUCAUCAAGCGCUUCAAGCUUAGGAGCAAGGUCAAGAUCGCAGAAUUGGAGACGGAAGCGGGCCAGGGAGGAGCUACAGUGGGGUCGGAAGAGAGCGGGAGCAGCUGGACCGUACACAAGCUCUGGGGAGACGAUAGUGCCGUGCCUUCCUCGGACGCCAAGACCCACGUCUACCGUGACCCAAGGACUCCGAGCAUGGGCUACCGCAUCCUCACAUCUGCCUCUGGAACGGCGCAGCCUGCAGCGGGAAGGCAAUCCCCGUCCUACGAGCACCACCGUCUCACCCAGGGCGUACCGGACGGGCCAGAGGAGCUGGCAGAGAACCACGCGCUGCCCCUGGAGGCCAACUUGGACCUCAUGAACGGUGUUGACUUCCGCAAGGGAUGCUAUGUGGGUCAGGAGCUCACCGCUCGCACACAUCACACGGGCGUGGUGCGAAAGAGGAUCAUGCCUGUCAGAAUAUACGCACCUGAGGCUGCAAGCUCGGAGGGAGCGGGGCAGCCCGAUAUAGGAGGGGAUCUGAGGGCGCCGCCUGCUGCAACGAAUGCGACUGCUGCAGGUGCAGAGGGCAAGAGUCGCAGAUCCAAAUCAGCUGGCAAGCUACUGGCUGUCCUUCCGAAUGAAGCAGGCAGCGGUGGUAGUGGUGAACCCAGCCAUGUCGGCCUGGCCUCGCUCAGACUGGGCCUGCUUCCGAAGCAGAGCUUUGCGGAGGGAGGCUGGCUGACACUACAGGGGCAACGAGGAGUGGAAGGAGGUGGCGAUGGGAGUGGAGGCGAGUGGAGAGUGGAGCCUGUCUGGCCUGAGUGGUGGCCAGAGGAUCUCAAGGCGGAGUACCAGGGAGGAGGAGAUGCAGCCGGUGAAGAAUAAGGCGAGCUGCUUGCAUUGUACCCAUUUAUCAAAUGAAUCAGUGCGCCAGGACGUUCGUCGCAUGAACAGACGUAUCUGACUUGAGCAUUAUCAAUCUCAUAUUACUAAC
Molecule: messenger RNA, 1730 nt
Organism: Microstroma glucosiphilum
Lineage: Eukaryota; Fungi; Basidiomycota; Exobasidiomycetes; Microstromatales; Microstromataceae
Product: Aminomethyltransferase folate-binding domain-containing protein
Exons: 1
Coding region: 71-1621 (516 amino acids)
Cellular component (GO): mitochondrial matrix
Molecular function (GO): protein binding
Source: RefSeq, a predicted model, not a curated record